UUUCGGACAUGGCAGACCCACUGGAUGUGCACCAGUUCUGCUGCUCCAUCUGUCUGGAGCCUUACACCGACCCGGUCUCGAUUCCGUGCGGACACAACUUCUGCAAGCUCUGCAUCGGGAGCUACUGGGACACCUCAGAGCUGAGCUGCUGCCCCCUGUGCAAGGAGAAGUUUUACAAGAGACCCGAGCUUCGGAUCAACUACUCCUUCAGAGAGGUUGUCAAUCACUUCAAAAGUGCAACUCCAAGUCCGCUGGUAAGCAGAAAAGGCAGUGAGGCGAGAGCUGGCGAAGUACCGUGUGACGUCUGCACAGAUGUGAAGCUGAAGGCCAAAAAGUCCUGCCUGGUUUGUAUGGCGUCUUACUGUGAGAUUCACCUGGAGCCUCACAACACAGCAGCAGCCCUGAGCAGACAUAAGCUUGUUGAACCGAUUAGAAACCUGGAGGACAGAAUAUGUAAGAAGCACGAGAAGGUCUUGGAGCUGUUCUGCAAGGAGGAGGAGAGGUUUAUCUGUCAGAUCUGCGCUCAAACCGACCACAGAAGGCACCAAGUUGUGACGGCAGAGGUUGCGUCACAGCAAAAAAUGGAGAAUGCACAGAGACAGAUGGAGACAAGCAUUAAGGUGUUCACAUCCGUGAUGAAUUCCAUCCAAAAGACCCACAAAGACCUGAUGAAGGAGAUCAAGGUGAGACACGACGCUGAGCAGAAGAGGUUUGAGGAGCUCAUCGCAGAGCUGAGGAAGGAGAUCGAUGAACUGGAGAAGAAAAAUGUUGAGCUCCAGCAGCUCUCACAUAUUGAAGACCACAUCAGUCUCCUGCAGGCUUUCAGUGAAGCCCACACACUCCCACCUACUCAGAACUGGCCAAGCAUCCCAGUUAAUGAGGUGGAUUUUUUGGAUUAUAUACGAACAUCUUUGAUUAGCGCUAAAGAGUUCAUCAAAACGGAAAUUAAACAGCAGGAAGUCACUGAGCUCAAGAAACUGCAGAAAUAUGCAGUGGACGUCACCAUCGAUGCCGACACAGCAGGGCCCUGGCUGCUCGUCUCUGAAGAUGGGAAACAAGUGAGGCAGUCGCCAAAGAAGCACAAAAUUCCAACGAGCAUGGCGAGAUUCACAGAGGACACUUUUGCUGUUGCGACUCAGGCGUUUUCCACAGGCAGGCACUACUGGGAGGUCGGGGUGAAGGGGAAAUCCAACUGGCUGCUGGGAGUCGCCUCCAGCUCCCUGAGGAGGAACGAACACAUCGUUCCCUGCCCAGAUAACGGCCUGUGGACUCUCAGUCACCAGGACGGAGGGAAGUAUUGUGCAUUAACAAAAAAUCCCUUCCCUUUAAUGUUGUCGCUCCCUCCUCAGAGGGUGGGAGUGUUUGUGGAUUACGAAGAGAGGCAGGUGUCCUUCUUUAACGUGCUGGCCAAGACUCACAUCUACACCUUCACAGGCUGCAAAUUUACAGGCAGGAUUUACCCCAUAUUUGAUCCUUGUUUGGCCGCAGAAAAGAAGGAGGUGGCUCCUCUGGAAAUCAUGAUUGUUGAGAUCACAAAAUGAAGAAUUGAUCGAGAACAUGCAAGAUAUCCUAUAUGAUCCAAUCAGAAAUGGAUUGCAUGUCCAUUAAAAGCUCUAUUACACAUCACAGAUAAUCUGUUUGAUUUGGACAAGGGAAUAGGUUUGUUGUGUAUUUCUUGAUGCUGAUCAUAUUAUUUUUUGUGAUUCGUUUCUAUUUGCAUAUACAACACAUCUUCAGUAUUGUGGUCUCAUAAUCUGGCUCUGUUAGAUGUCUGAACAUAUACUGACACACUUUAUAAUUUCAAAUCUGAUUUCAGUUUUAAAGGUAAAUAUUCCUGUGGAGCAACAUCCAGCAGCCAGUUAGCUUAGCUUAGCAUAAACCCUGCACACAGCACUGUUCCUUCUUGUUAGUUUAGAAACAAAGUGGAAAUAUGACAAGUUACUUCAUUAGGUUUUGCAGUUGCUAGGCAACCGAUGUAAACACUAGGAGGUCACAGUUUCCGAUCUGACACAUAAAAUCCAGUAAAAUGAUGAGUUAUUGUUUAGGGAUGUGUUUGUACAUGUAUGUACACUGUAAAAAAUAAAGUUUUUAACCUCAUUUUUCAAAAACAAUUUACUGUUAUUUUACAGACUCUGUUUUAUUUAACUACAUAAAAUAACUGCUAAAAAAUCACUGAAAAAGUAUUAAUUUCCAUGUUACUGCAACAAAACAAGCCAAAACUGUAAAUGAUGUCCACAUCAAUAAUCUGUAUUUCAAUAAAUGUUAUUAUUCUUGUUCUUUUACAGUGUUUGACAGUAAAAUUGCACGAUGUUUGUAUUUUAGUUUGAUCAGAAGAACAUAUUAUUUAAGUAUUCGUUGUUGUUUG
Molecule: messenger RNA, 2365 nt
Organism: Amphiprion ocellaris (clown anemonefish)
Lineage: Eukaryota; Metazoa; Chordata; Actinopteri; Pomacentridae
Product: E3 ubiquitin-protein ligase TRIM39-like
Exons: 5
Coding region: 9-1541 (510 amino acids)
Molecular function (GO): zinc ion binding; protein binding
Source: RefSeq, a predicted model, not a curated record